UAGCAGUGUCCAAUGAAGUUAUUUAGGUGUGAUGAGUCACAGGUUGUUAUCGCAUGAGGCAGUGACAUGCGCAUGCUCGAAAGAGUAUAAAUACAAUGCCUACCGAUGUACAUUCUCAUCCGUUCUAGUCUUUCUCGCGUCCCGACAUCUACAAGAUCAGAGCUCUCUCCAGGAUUGAGCAGUCCCUCUUCUUUGAGCAAAAGUUACAACUUCUAUUCAGAGCAUUCGAUUCUGGUUUAUUUUUAGGCUAACCUGCGGAACUUGAGAGGACAAUCAGAAACAUAUCAUGUUAGGCCACGUCGUUCGGAAAGGGGCCAUAAGCCAAAUCCCAAAUACUUGGGAUAAGUGGGGACGUGAAGAACCGUAGUCCAUGCAUGCAUGCCGUACGUGAAAAGCAGAAAUGGACUGGGUCUGGAUAGGCGAGAGUUUUACGUGCGAAUGGGUUUACGGCAGUUACGCAUUUUACGUCAUCUUUAUUUCCGAAAGUGUUGUUCUGUUUCGAGCUCUGUUUUAUGCUGUUUCGAGCUCUGUUUUACGUGUGUUUACGUGUUUGAGUUUCAGUUAGUUAGCCGCUAGUUUUUUUCCUUCAUUUUUGGCAUGAAUGUAAAUGGCUUUGCUUAUUUAAAGCAGCCCAGAAAUUGUUAUGGUCAAUCAGAAAAUUUCAUUCAAUUAUUGCGGUUUAUUUCUCACCCGAAGAGAGAGUUAUUUUACGUUAACAUUAUCUCAAUUGUUGGGACCUAUCAUUGGCCUCAGAGCCAGGUUGAAUUUUAUUAUGGGAACCAAUAAGGAGCGUAUCGAGCAGCUGGAAGCAGGACUUGAUGGAGUGCAAGAGGGGUUACACAGGAUGGAGCUCGGCAUGGCUGACCGGCUUCGUCAUGUGGAAGAAACUCUCAACCGUCUCUCCGAUGUCUUGCUUGCAAACCAGGAGAAUCUCAUCCCUGGACACCAUCACCGGGAAGGCAACGAGGGAGGACGGCUGGUUGUAUCAUCUAAAACAGCAAAACUUGAAUUUCCUCGAUUUUCAGGAGAUGAUCCGACGGAAUGGUUCAACCGUGUGAACCAAUUUUUCGAAUUCCAGAAUACUCCCGAAGCCCAAAGAGUUUCUUUGGCCUCCUACCAUUUGGAAGGGGAGGCCAACCAAUGGUGGCAGUGGAUACGUAGGACGUUCCAGGAAGAUGGGCGCGUGCUGUCAUGGAUGAAUUUUGAGGAUGAACUCUGGGCUCGCUUCGGGCCUUCGGAUUGCGAGGAUUUCGACGAAGCACUUUCACGGGUUAGACAGGUUGGUUCCUUGCGUGAAUAUCAGAAGGAAUUUGAACGCUUGGGCAAUCGAGUUAGAGGCUGGACGCAAAGAGCUCUUGUAGGAACUUUUAUGGGUGGCUUAAAGACGGAGAUCUCGGAUGGUAUACGGAUGUUUAAGCCCCAGACAUUAAGAGAAGCAAUCAGUUUAGCACGAAUGAAGGAUGAUCAAUUGGCUAGACAAAGGAGGUUUGUAAGACCUGCACCACCAACGCGAGCUUCCUUAGCUCUUCCCCCUACUACUCGAGCAACACCACCAACCCCUGCCGUUCCCGUGAGACGUCUUAGUUGGGAAGAAAUGCAGCGGAGAAGGGCCCAAAAUUUAUGCUUUAAUUGUAAUGACCGUUUUACUGCAGGACACAAGUGUCAGGGUCCACGAAUACUCAUGUUGGAGAGCUGCGUGGAUAACGGCAACCUGUUAUGCGAUGAAGUCACCGAAGAACAACCAGUUGAAGAGAAUUUCGAAGGGCCUCCUGAACCAGAAAUUACGCUGCAUGCACUUACGGGAUGGACAGCUCCCAAAACCAUGCGAAUCACAGCCAAAAUCUGCGCCCACGACGUGGUCAUAUUAAUCGACAGCGGGUCGACUCACAAUUUCAUUAGUGAGCGUAUGGCCAAUCUGCUGCGUCUACCCAUAGUCCCUACGGAAACGUUCACGGUUCGAGUUGCUAAUGGAGAAAAUCUCAAAUGUCAAGGGAGGUUUGAGGAGGUACAAAUCAAUUUACACGGCACCAUUUUUUCAUUAACUUUGUAUUCCUUACCUCUCUCAGGGAUAGACGUGGUAUUGGGAAUUCAAUGGCUUGAAACUCUUGGUUCUGUGGUGUGUGAUUGGAAGAAAUUAACCAUGGAAUUCACGUGGAAAAACCAGACCAAAAAAUUGGUGGGCAUAGACGGACAAAAUAUCCAAGCGGCAUCAAUCGAAGAGAUAACUAAGGGAAUUCGUCCCAGCCAUGCUCUGUUUGCCGUGUGCCUACAGGUUGCCCAAACGGAACUUCCACAAAAUAUUCAUCCAAGCUUGCGUGAGUUAUUGCAGGAAUUUUCAGAUUUGUUCAUUGAGCCUUCAAGCUUACCACCAACACGAGAGGUUGACCACGGGAUUGCCCUCAAGGAAGGAACCGAACCGGUUAACGUUCGGCCUUACAGAUAUGCGCACUAUCAAAAGAACGAGAUCGAGAAGCAGGUUCAAGAUAUGCUGCAAUCCGGACUUGUGCGACCCAGCACUAGUCCCUUCUCGUCGCCUGUAUUGCUAGUAAAAAAGAAAGAUGGAAACUGGAGAUUUUGUACAGAUUAUCGCGCGCUCAAUGCCGCAACCAUUAAAGAUCGAUUUCCGAUUCCCACAGUGGACGACAUGUUGGAUGAACUCUACGGGGCUUCUUAUUUUACCAAGCUUGAUCUUCGGGCAGGAUACCAUCAGUCCGGACUGGGAUCAACAUUUAGUGCAUGUGAGGCAGACUUUUGA
Messenger RNA from Carya illinoinensis, 2755 nucleotides. Its product is annotated as glutamic acid-rich protein-like. The transcript is spliced from 2 exons. The coding region runs from base 644 to 2755 and encodes 703 amino acids. The record is from RefSeq and is a predicted model, not a curated record. Lineage: Eukaryota; Viridiplantae; Streptophyta; Magnoliopsida; Fagales; Juglandaceae.